AACAAUCUCAAUCCCCAAACAUGAUUGAAUAUCCAGCAUUCUUGAACACCUAUGAAUCAGCUGAGAACUUCACCUUCCUUGACGAUGAUUUGUUCAUGGCCAAGAACAAUUCUUCAAUAAAGGAUUUCCCUGAACAGCCCAGGUUUCAACCAGAAGAUCUAAGAUCCUUAUCUUUCCCAUUUGAGCCUGAUCAGACCUUGGCUCUUCCUCAGGAGAGAAGGAACAUCCCUGAAGUGGGCCAGGAGGGCAAGGCUGAAGAAAUAGCUUCAAUUGAUGUCUUUACUGAGACAAAACCUCAGAGCCAGACAUUGGAGAAAACUCAAGAUCCUUCUGAGAAACCAUCCAAGAAAAAAGCCAAUAAGAGGAAAUCUACUGAUUUCGGAUAUCUUCUUGAGAGAAAGUCAUUCAGAAUGAUGAGGAAGUACUACAAAGAUAAGUUUCAGCAAAAUAUCGGAGACAUUGAGUACAAAAGGUUAUCGAAGAUGACCACCGAUGAGAUAAAUAUCAUAAUGUCGAGCUUUAUGGAAAAUGAGCUAGGAAGCAUCCUCAUCUGAUUACUAAGUGAAGAUGAUCACGAUAGGAUCAGAGAUGCACUCAAGACCAUCAUUUUCUGUGAUAGAUACCAGAAGAAAGAAGCUAUCUCGGAAGGAUUAAAUUUCAGCAUUCUCAGAAAUGUAUUGCAUAAAUACAAUACUAGGAACCUGAUCGAUUUUCUUUCCGAUGCUUCUAAUUCUUUCGUAUACACCCAUUACUUUCUAAAAGAGGGAAAGAAUGCGGCAUACGAACAAUCAGAUAACGAUUCUGACAAGUUAUUGUCAAGAAUGAGACAUCUGAUGAAAGAAGCUUCAAAUUAUCUACCAUCAGAAAUCAAUGAGAUUUUUGAGGAAAUCUAUGCCUCAAUUUUUAAUAACCCAAUAUAAUAUACCUAAUCGCAAAACUAUUUAAACCUAACCUGUGCUUGGUAGUGGGUUACUUUAGCUAAUUAAUGCUCAGUUCAUCAUCCUGAUCCUUCUCUUUUC
Messenger RNA from Moneuplotes crassus, 1019 nucleotides. The record is from the annotation of a GenBank genome assembly. Lineage: Eukaryota; Ciliophora; Spirotrichea; Euplotida; Euplotidae.